Messenger RNA from Lentinula edodes (shiitake mushroom), 366 nucleotides. RefSeq names its product ATPase, V1 complex, subunit F. The record is from RefSeq and is a predicted model, not a curated record. Gene Ontology annotation, cellular component: fungal-type vacuole membrane; proton-transporting V-type ATPase, V1 domain. Gene Ontology annotation, molecular function: proton-transporting ATPase activity, rotational mechanism. Lineage: Eukaryota; Fungi; Basidiomycota; Agaricomycetes; Agaricales; Omphalotaceae. Gene Ontology annotation, biological process: proton transmembrane transport. The transcript is spliced from 5 exons. The coding region runs from base 1 to 366 and encodes 121 amino acids.
AUGAGCUCGAGUUCAUCUUUCAAGGACAGGCAAUUGCUGGCAGUCAUUGGUGAUGAGGAUUCCAUCACCGGUUUAUUAUUAGCUGGUAUCGGGCACGUCAAUGAACAGCAGAAAAAGAACUUUCUAGUGGUGGACUCGAAAACACAAGUUUCGCAGUUAGAGGCUGCAUUUCAGGAGUUUACGGAGCGGAAGGAUAUUGCGAUUUUGCUAAUCAACCAACACAUUGCAGAGAAGAUACGACCUACAGUUGACAAGUACCAGCAAGCUUUCCCCGCACUACUCGAAAUACCAUCGAAAGAUCAUCCAUACGACCCAUCAAAGGACUCAGUACUCAAGCGUGUCCAGAAGCUUUUCGGAGACCAGUGA